Molecule: messenger RNA, 483 nt
Organism: Fulvia fulva
Lineage: Eukaryota; Fungi; Ascomycota; Dothideomycetes; Mycosphaerellales; Mycosphaerellaceae
Exons: 2
Coding region: 1-483 (160 amino acids)
Source: RefSeq, a predicted model, not a curated record
AUGGGGAGUCCACGACCACGUACAGCUUUCAUCUCUGGCCACAUCGAGAUCGCGAAGGAAGUAUUCCUCGAACACUACCAAAGCAGACUCGAUACAGCUGUCACUGCAGGCGACAACUUUAUCCUGUCCAACGCCGGCGGCGCUGAUUCGCUGGCUCUGACAUACCUCUUCGAACACGGCGUGUCCCCGUCCAGGAUCACAGUCUACAUCCACACGCCGCCAGCACACCGACAAGCUCGCCGAAAUGAAACAAUGCGUCGCAUCGACGAGCUGCGCACCGGUCCUGCUGCGGUCGAGAAUUACCAGCGUCAAGGUCUCGAUGCUGCGGUGACGAGGGCAAGCGACUACGACAUACUAUGGGUGCGGCCGGAGGAGGAAACGGAAGCAUUGUAUGGCAGCAAGUACAGGCCAGGCAGAGUGAGUGGAACGGAGAAGAAUCGGCUGAGGUUGGAGAAUGAGGCCAGGCAGGUUGAUAGCUCGUAG